AUAGUGAAGAUAUAUAGACUUAGAGAAGGCUUUCAACCAUGGAUAGCCUCUGUGCAGCAAAUACCACUUUUGCACUCGACCUCUUAAGAAAGCUGUGUGAGAACAGAAGCGGGCAGAAUCUGUUUUUUUCUCCUUUUAGUAUUUCUUCUGCACUGUCUAUGGUUUUGCUGGGUUCAAAAGGUAACACUGAAGCCCAAAUAGUAAAGGUGCUUUCUCUGAAAAAAGCUGAGGAUGCUCACAAUGGGUAUCAAUCACUUCUCUCUGAAAUUAAUGAUCCAAACACCGAAUAUGUACUGAGAACUGCUAACAGACUUUAUGGAGAAAAGACAUUUGAGUUUCUCUCAUCAUUUGUAGAGUUGAGUCAGAAAUCCUACCAUGCUGGACUAGAACAGACUGACUUCAUGCGUGCGUGGGAGGAUUCCAGAAAACAAAUAAAUGGCUGGGUAGAGGAAAGGACUGAAGGCAAAAUUCAGAACCUGUUGGCAGAGGGCAUUCUCAGUUCACUGACCAGACUUGUGUUGGUGAAUGCCAUCUAUUUCAAAGGCAACUGGGCAAAGCAGUUUGACAAAGAGAGGACAGCAGAAGUGCCGUUUCAAAUUAACAAGGAAGAGACCAAACCUGUGCAGAUGAUGUGCAGGAAGGAUAAGUUUAACAUGGCCUAUAUUUGGGACUUGCAGACCAAAGUCCUUGAGCUCCCUUAUGUUGGUAGUGAACUCAGCAUGAUUAUCCUGCUCCCUGAUGCAAUUCAGGAUGGAUCCACUGGCUUGGAAAGUCUGGAAAGAGAACUUACAUAUGAGAAGCUGAUAGAUUGGCUCAAUCCACAAGCAAUGGGAUGUACAGAGGUGAAGGUGUCUUUACCCAGAUUUAAACUGGAAGAAAAUUAUGAUCUGAAACCCCUCCUGAGCAGCAUGGGAAUGCCCGAUGUGUUUGACUUGGGGAAGGCAGACUUAUCGGGGAUUUCAGCUGGCAAUGAGCUCGUGCUUUCUGAAGUGGUUCACAAGUCCUUUGUGGAAGUCAAUGAAGAAGGCACUGAAGCAGCAGCUGCCACGGCAGGAGUGAUGAUAAUGCGCUGCGCAAUGAUCGUUGAAGAAUUCACUGCGGAUCAUCCCUUCCUCUUCUUCAUCCGGCACAACAAAACUUCCACCAUUUUGUUCUGUGGGAGAUUUUGUUCUCCCUAA
Messenger RNA from Nestor notabilis (Kea), 1178 nucleotides. Its product is annotated as serpin B6-like. NCBI's taxonomy places the organism in Eukaryota, Metazoa, Chordata, Aves, Psittaciformes, Psittacidae. Bases 39 to 1178 code for a protein of 379 amino acids. The transcript has 7 exons. Gene Ontology annotation, biological process: negative regulation of endopeptidase activity. Gene Ontology annotation, molecular function: serine-type endopeptidase inhibitor activity. The record is from RefSeq and is a predicted model, not a curated record. Gene Ontology annotation, cellular component: cytoplasm.